UCCCCACGGCAGUGGCCGUGGCUCAGUAGGCCGCCGCUUUCUUCUCCACCACCGACGGAGACGCCAUGCCGCCGCCGCCGUCUUCCCUGCCUCCCCGCGUCCUCCCCAACCUUGUCUCAUGCUCCAGGAGAGCCGUGACAUCGGCUGCCACCGCAGCAGCCGCAGCCUACUCGACAGCCGCCGCCGCGGGGGGCGGCGGCGGCGGCGGCCGCCCUCUCCGCUACGCCGUCCUCGGCGCCGGGUUCGCGGGGCUCUCCGUCGCUUGGCACCUCCUCAAGUAUAGCCCCAAGGGUUCCCGCGUGCGCGUCGACAUCUACGACGAGAGCGGCAUCGGCGGUGGCGCAUCGGGCGUUUCCGGGGGGCUUCUCCACCCGUACUCACCUAAAGUGAAGCUUCUAUGGAAGGGUGCUGAAUUCUGGAAAGAGUGUAUGGAUCUGCUGCGUUGCGCGGAGCAAGCGAAUGGAGCCGCUGGGGCAGAUGGAGCUAGCCAAGAUGAGACCCUUAUCUGGAGAAGGGGAAUUAUACGGCCGCCUACAAGCGAGAAAACUGCUGACAUAUUGCUGGAGAAUGCUCAGAGUUCCCUCCAGAGUUGCAGCCUUCAAGUUCUUGAUUCAGACGAGGCACAGUGUCUGAUCCCUGGGUUAUGUGUUCCGUUGAACUUUGCAGUUUACAUGCCAUUAGCGCUGAACAUCAACCCUAAGAAAUAUUUACAGGCUUUGUUCUUCGCAUGCCAAAAUAUGUCUGAUGAAGCAUCAUUAUCAUCCAGCGAACAGAAAGAGUGCAAGCUGUACAACGAACACGUCGAUGAUCUACAGCAAUUGGCAGGUGAUUAUGAUUCAGUAAUUAUCUGCCUUGGUGCUAGAGCUAGCUCACUUCCAGAACUCACAAAUAAGCUACCUCUUAGAACAUGCCGAGGAGUUAUAGCUGAAUUCCAGUUGCCAUCAGAUACAAUAGAAACAUAUGGCAGUCAAAGUCCUUCAAUCUUAUCUGAUGCUUGGCUGGCAUUCCAAGGUCCUCGUACCGUUUCCAUUGGGUCGACUUGGCAGUGGAAGUCAGAAAACUAUUCUUCAUCUGUAUCUGAUGAUGAAGCUCUCAAUGCAAUGGAAGAGCUGCUCCCAAAAGCCUCUGCUGUUUAUCCAGGAAUAACUAAAUGGAAAUUUGUACAAGCAAGGGCUGGGAUAAGAGCAAUGCCUCCACUGACAGCCAACGGAUCAUUGCCGCUGUUGGGUUGUUUGAAUGAUGUGAUAGGCAAGAGGAGCAACUGUAGUUUUUGGCUAGUUGGUGGCCUUGGUGCCAGGGGUCUUCUGUUCCAUGGUUUGGCUGGAAAGCUUACUGCCAAGGCUGUAAUUUCCUGCGACGAAAACCUAAUACCUCCUGAAUUCACUUGCUGGAAAGAACCUUAGAACUUCAAAUGAGCAAAGGAACUUGGAGGAUGGUGGUAGUCGAACUGAUCCUUAAGUGCUAUCCUGUUCCUGUUUUGGAAUGUCAGAUAAAGUGCUACAGCAUAUCGAAAUAUGAAGCUAAUCUGGGUCAAUCCACAUGGCAUGAGCUAUAACGUAGGAAACAAAGAAUUCAGUGGAGUAGCGAUGCCUUCCGUAGGACUUCCAGUGAGCGUCUCAAAUGCCUGGAUAUCUUCAGACGCCAUCUCCCAAUUAGCAGCUUAUCUCUCAUUCCAGGAAACAUAGUUCAGGCCUACUAAUCUUCUCCUGACAUCUUAGAUUUUUAGUACUGUAGUUGAAUACUAGUAUUUGAAUGUUGUGACUUCGUCGUUAUUUUUCCGGCCAUCAAUUUGUACUCUUACAAAGAAUUCGAAUCUCUUCUGUAAACUUCAGGGAAUGAAGGGCCUGUUUACUUUGAAGCCAUUUUCAACCUUACCAAAUUUUGGUAAAUUUACCAAAAAAGUGGCUACAUUUA
Messenger RNA from Oryza sativa Japonica Group (Japanese rice), 1914 nucleotides. RefSeq lists its product as uncharacterized. Gene Ontology annotation, cellular component: cytoplasm. The record is from RefSeq and is a predicted model, not a curated record. Lineage: Eukaryota; Viridiplantae; Streptophyta; Magnoliopsida; Poales; Poaceae. Gene Ontology annotation, molecular function: oxidoreductase activity.